CACCAUUGCUCGCUCCGCCACCGCCGUGUUUACUUCGUGUCCAGUGCGUAUUCUCGUGUGGUAUUCCUUUCGAAUUGUCAAAUGCGAGCAUCGUUUGGACGUUUCCAAAGAAACGUCGUUUCUUUUUCUGAUAUUUCUAUCGUAUGUUUCUCUAUCUAUCUCUCUAUCUCUCUCUCUCUCUCUCUCUCUCUCUUUUUUUGUAAUUUUUUUUUUGCAUCGAUAAACAAUUAACGAUUGAUCGAGUACGAGGGUGACUGUUGCCUCGUAGGAGGAUUAGAGAAAGAUGGUGAAAAUUAUCGGAUCGGUUUGUGCGUGUGUGAGCUCACAGUGAAAGAUACCGUGCGUGUUUUCAAAAGUGUGUGCGUUAUUCUUCGAUACUUAAUUAAUUGUUUUGGUUGUUGUAUAUCGUUUACUGUCGAAACAUGGUUCGUUCGAAUGGAGGAUACGAAGAGUUAGGAUAAUUGGGUGUGUUUGCGAUGAUAGGAGAAUCGUGUAUAGACACAUCGUUCAAUUUACCCGCGCAAAUUCGAAUCCAGUCGAAUCCAAGUAGCGUUUAAUUCAGAAGGAGAGGUUCAAUCGGUUCAACCACUGGCUCGUCGUUCUUACUCGACAAUGACCUUGAUAUGUCUAGGCUGUUGCAUAGAACGGUUGAAUUCUCUCGAACUGUCUGAUCAUCUAUUUUCAAUUCAUUUUCUUUCGAUAGAUUCCCAAUCGAAAUCGUGAGGAAUAGACAAUGAUUUUAUUGAUCUGUAAACGUUACUUUUUUAAUCAUUCACCGUUCUCUGUAUCUUCGAUAUUACAAAGGAUAUCGGUGAUAUAAGUUUACAUUCCAUCUUAAAAUCCGUCGAAUUAGUUUUUCAACAGCGUUUUUAUACUUUCGUUGAAAUUACAACGUCGAGAAUGAAGAAUAAGCGAAGUAGAAACUACUGUACCGUUUUAACCGCGUUUGUUGUUUCAUAGAAAUAAGAAUAAACAAAAAAAAAAAAAAGAAAAGGAUAAAAAAUAAUAGCGUUAAUCAUCGACUCAACCAUUCGGUAUUGUAUAUAGAAUACAAGCUAAAGGAGAACUUUCAGUGUUUGGACAAUCGAAUAUCCAACUUGUCUAUUUUUUUAAAUGGAAAACUCGAGUAAAGAAUGCAAUGUUUUUUUUCACUAUCAGAGAUAACAAAGAGCGUAGCAGACAUGAAAUGCAUUUGCAUCGGUUAUGCGUUUAUCUAUCUAUGUAUGUACGUCUAUAUAUAUAUAUAUAUGUGUGUGUGUGUGUAUGUAUGUGCAUAUAUCGGACGUAAAUUAUUUCAAGGGUAGUAGAGCGCGAUAGAAUUUUGCAACAAGGCGAUAAUUCGCAAUUAAAGUAGGUACUCGACAUUGCUGGUCGAUGAAUUGACUCGUGAAAGCGCAACCACGCGAGAGUCGCUUCGAGGUCCACUGACGGAAAAAAAAAGUUGCAUUUGCCGCUAGGAAAUUGGCUACUUCGCGUCGUGAAUCGAAUGAUUAAUUAAUUUAACGAGUACUCUUCGUGUCAGUUAACAGAAAUCUCAUUCGAUCAUUUCUCCGUUCGCGAUAAUAUCCACGAAAUUUGAUUGAUUCCUCCAGAAGAAUCCUGUUUAAUUUCAUCGCCAUUCGAUAAUCAGUGGAUAUGCAUUAUCGAUAUAUACAUAUAUACAUAGAUAUUAUUUCUCUAUGUUUCAUUUUAGUUCUCCGUUAGAUUUUUCAAUUUCUUUCGAAUUCUUUUCAAGUAGUGAAACGUCGAACUAAUUUCAACUAUCGUCGUGAUAUUUGAAAAAAAGACAGUGUUACUGUGACUACUAGAGUGACUGUGAUAAACUUCCGAGAUAUUUCGAUAUUUUUACUUCGACUCACUGAUCGAUUGACUUACUGACUGACUGACUGACUGACUGACUGACUGACUGACUGACUGACUGAUUGACUGACUGAUUGACUGACACUUGAUAUGAACUUUGAAGUUUUUCUUUUUUCAAGCAGUGAGUAAUGAGAAAACAUGUCGGAUAAAAGCAACGUCGUAAAAACAACGGAUAAUCCAAGACUUUGAAGUUCGUUGAAUGGAUGGAACAAGGAUGGUGAUUUCUUUCGAGAAAAUUGUCGAUAUUUUGCAACGGUUCAAUAGAGUUCAUCAAAUUUCCUUAGUACAUACAUCUCAAUAAAGAUCAUCGAUCAAAAUUGACGUUAAUAAAAUCCAUCCGAAACGCAUCGGUUGGCAGGAACGAAAAAUGAAGAAAAUAUCUUGGCUCGUUUCGUACGAUCGAUCAUCCUCGUUCUUCCGGUCGAAUCUUGAAACGACAAUCUCAUCCAGUCGAUUGAGUCUCGUCGAGCAACGUAAUAAGAAUCUCGGUGUUAGUGAUAAGAGAAAGGAGAGGAAGCGGCUUGCUAAAGAAAUAUUUUUAAGGGAGUCUCAGCUGAAACGUGGAAUAUAAAGUGGAUUUGUUGCUGAGAACGAUAAAGCAGAAUGCGAUAAAGAUAAAUAGAGGAAAAAAACAAAGACAGACAGAGAAAGAAAGAGAGAGAGAGAGAGAGAGAGAAGGAGUUAUGUACGUGUAAAAAAAAAAAAAAGAGAGAAGAAAACAUUCAAAUGGACAUCGACGACAAAAUAAACGAUUCACCUUGUAUUAUACUAAACUAAAGAAAUAUAUCGAAGAUUGAUUAGACAACAUUUUAAACGCUCUGAUAAAUAUCCUAUAAAAGUUUGAAGAUCAUGUUACCGAUAUAUUCGAAAAAUUGGGAAACAUACUUAAGACGUUGUAAAUGUUUCGUUAAAGAAAAUAAUUACGUCGAUACGAAACGAGAAUUAUUAUUUUUCUUUUAGAUCAUAAAUUUAAUAGUACAUUAAAAAAAAUUUAAUAUCAAAUUAAAGUGGCUCGAGGGUGGCGAGGCAAGAAAGAAAAGGUUAUACAUGGACGCGUCGGAGGAGAGUGAAAGCAGAGUGAAAGACGAUAGAUCGAUUCCUUGACGAGAAUGAGAUUCCUUAGAAAGAGUUAGAUCUGAGUAAAAGAUAGAUAUAUAAACGGACAAAGAGAACACGAGAGAAAGAGAAAGAGACAGAGAGAGACAGAGAGAGAGAGAGAGAGAGAGAGAGAGAAGGUAUUAAACUUGAAAGAAAGAGAAAAAGAUUUAUGAUAACUGUGCUUUUAAAAGGGUAAUGUAACCAUUUAAGGUUAACGCGUACAAUUAAAAAAAGGAACUCUUUAUUCGUCCAUUCUACUUCUUUUUUUCUUUUCCUUAUUUUUUUUUUUCUUUUUUCUAUCUACCCUUUUUUUCGUUUCAAACUUAUCAACAUACAAAUCGCAUUUCGUAAAAUUAAAUUUAACGAGACGACUAAAUGCUCGCGUACGGGAGAAAAUAUCAAAGAAUUAUACUUUCCUUGCGACAAAUGCGUUUUUAUCCGAGUAAUAAAAAUAAAAAGGUGGUGAUCCUUUGAUAAAGGAAGGAGAAAAAGGUUGGAGGGAGAAUGGAGAAAGACAACGUUAGACAUUAUAGGGCUUACGAGGGUUUUAAGCCAGCCAAUAAUGGCAACACCUCGUCCCUUAAAAGAACUACGUCGGAACAUCCAAAAACUUUGCAUCCAUCGAGACAAGUUAGAUGCUUAUGUUUCGGUGGUAUACCAGACAAGGCUAGCCAACAAUCCUUCCUAAAGGGUUUCGCCAUAAAUCUUGGUAUAUGUGCAUUAAUGGUCGCUUAUACGUUACUGGGAAGUUUCAUAUUCCUUGCAAUCGAGGGUGGUACCGAUUCUACGGACAACGUUGGGAUACAUCGAGCGUUGGCAACCAUUGCUGUUAGUAGUCAAUCUAAUAAAAGGAAUACCACAGCCUGGUUGAUGCAGGUAAAUAACGAAGCACGCGCGAAAACCGUCGAAAAUAUAUGGAUACUCACGGAAAGCUUGAACAUUCUCUACCGUGAAAAUUGGACGAGAUUGGCCGCGCAAGAGAUCGCACGGUUUCAGGAUCAACUGGUGAAAAGGAUCACGGAGGACAUGAUGGCGACACAGAAUACUGGCACGUACACCGGUAGUACCGGUGUAAACGGCGAUAGUGUCACGGAACGACGAAUACCCGAGUACGAGUGGAACUUCGCCAAGGCGUUUCUAUAUUCUUUAACAGUACUGACUACCCUAGGCUGUGGUAGUAUAGCACCUAAGUCAACGUGGGGUAAACUUGCCACCAUGGGUUACGCCAGUCUAGGUAUACCCUUGACGAUAGUCUACUUGUCAAAUGCCGGAGGUCUGUUGUCCAGGUGUGCCAGGGGUGUUUUUACCCGAGCUCUUUGUUGCUGCCUUUGUUCGAACUGCGGCUAUUGUUGCUACGACGAGAGACGAAUGCAGGAGAAAGAGAGACGAAUGCGAAGAAAGAGGCAACAGGAAGAAUUGGCGCAGCAACAGCAACAGCAACAACUACAGUUACAGGAACCAUUUUACGUGCGUGCUAAUUCGUCGACGUUUACGAGUACAGUUGAGAUCAAAGCGAGUCCGAAGGAUGAGGUCUCUAGUCUUGGUUCUGGGGAUAGACCGAACGUGACAAUACUGGCACCCAUUAGCAUUUGUCUUGGUGCUAUGCUCUGCUAUAUCAUUGCUGGAGCCUUUACUCUUCACAAAUUGGAUGGUUGGACUUUCGUAGACGCAAGUUACUUCUGCUUCAUGAGCUUAAGCACUAUCGGAUUCGGAGACAUGGUGCCGGGUUCCUAUCCUCAAAACAACCCAUCCUCCUCGCGAAACGCAACGAUUUGGUUUUGCUCUUGCUAUAUAAUGUCGGGUAUGGCAUUGACGGCAAUGUGCUUCAAUAUUCUACACGACGAGAUCGUUCAUCGAUUCUGUCAUCAAAAUGAAAAACAAGAACCAGUUAAGGCAAGCUCCAGUGUUGACGAGCUAUCAACCGAUCCCUUUGCUCUGACCUCGUGACAAUUUCCGUCCGGUAAUCUGUGCCAUAGAAAUGGUACGGAGGAUACGAAUGUAUGCGCCACGGAAGCACCAACUAACAUAUUCGCUCAUGAGAACGAGAUCAAUAUUCUGAAGGAUUCCUUUAAUCAGGUUGAUGUCACUAGAGACUGCAAACCGAUCCUGAAGUUGGAGGAUCACGUGCCACCGAUCGCAGCGGUUUACAUGCUACCGAAGGUAGACGAGGAGACAGAGGAGAACACUGAAAUGUAAAAAUGUCUCCUAGAUGUCCCUUCGAAUGUGUCCCCAAAGCGAAAUUCCACGAUGGAACUUUCGAGUUUCCGAACUUUUGGGAUAGAUAGUUAACUAUCUCUCUCUCUUUCUCUCUCUCUAUCUCUAUCUCGUUCUCUCUAAUUCACUCCCUGUCUGUCUCAUUUCUCGGCAAGGAAACAACAUCAUAAGUGUAUGUUUGUGUAUGUGUGUAUGUGUGUUGUGUAUGAAAGCAAGAGAGAGAGAGAGAGAACUGGAAAGAGAGAGAGAAAGAGAGAGAGAGAGAGGAGAGAUAGAGAUAGAUUUGCUUUGUUACACCGAUUGUAGUUUCCCUUGGAAGAUAUAUCUAGGAUUUUUCAAGGAACCCAAUAAUACUACGAAGCUCGAGAUUCUUUUGAUUCGAUCAUUCGUUGUAGGUGGAUUCUAUGAAACUGCUGACUAUGUAGGUUUCAAUAGAAACGGGUCCUGAUUCAAAGUUAAGAAGGGUGGUGAGCACCGACAAAUUUCUCUCUUCACCGAGAAUAGAGAUACAUUGUAUUAUAUGUAUGUCUAUAUAUAGACACGCGAAGUGAGAUAAGAAUAUAUAUAUAUAUAUAUAUAUAUAUAUAUGUAUGUAUGUAUGUAUGUAUGUAUGUAUGUAUAUGUAUAUAUAUAUUCAUGUGUUAGAUGAUCGAAUACGCAUUGACUUACGUUCUCGUACGAAUAAGGAAUAAUCCGCCAAUUAUUAAGGCUGUCAACUUCGAAUAAUUCAUGUGAGUACGAUAUCAUGUUCACGAUAGAAUUCGAACGACGAGCCUAAUUGAUUUUAAUAAUAUGACGUGUAUCGGAUUUAUAUAUCAGAGAUGGAGAACGUAAUUCCUCAAAAUCCGUUGACUUUUAUAUUAAUUAAUAUUUUACUUUUUGUUUAUAAAUAUAUAUAUAUAUAUAUUAGAUACAUAUUAUAUUUAUAUAUAUUUAUUUAUAUAUAUAUUAUAUAUAUAUAUAAAAGUUAAGCUUAAAACAUAUUAAUUAAAGACAGUUAAAGAGAACAAUAUAUAUAUAUAUAUUCUUCGUUUCAGUAUAUAAAAAAUAUAUUUAAAAUAUCAUUGAAAUAGUAUUUAAUAAUCUACUUGUUAUAUAUAAUUCAUUGAAUUAGUAUUUAAAGAACGUUUCUAUAUGACAUUGUUUGAAUUUAAUUUCCAAUAAUAUCGACUAGUGUCCUUUGUGGUUUAAGACGAUACCAUUUCCAAGAAAGUUCGUUUGAAUAAAUCGAUAAAGUUUUUUAUCAAUACGAGUUUGUAAUUACUUCGUUUCAUAAUUAAUUAGAUUUCGAAGAGUCGCGUUAUUCCGUCUUAAGAUGUAUUAUUACGAUACGUGCACGAUACGAGCAUGCAUAUACAAAACGUUUCUAUAUGCCUAUUUAGAUAGGAUAUUAAUAAGAAUUUUUAUAUUUCUUAAAUACUACAUUAAAGCGCCAAUCGCGAGACAAAGGUGAAAGUUCUUGUCUGUUAACGAGCACGAUUGAUUUUUGCGUUCAAUUCUAAUCAGAAGGACAAGAAAAAAAAAACACGAAAGAAGACAUAAUAAAAAAAGAAAAAGUAAAUAAAUAAAUAAAUAAAUAAAUAAAUAAAUAAAAAAGAAACACCGUCAAACAAAUUAUAAGAAACGUACAAUUAUUUAUUUAACACUAUACGCCAAUUUCUGUGUUCAUUAAACGAUUUACUUUUUCUCUGCGAUUAACUUUUAAUACUUUUAUAUUAAACAUUUUUAAUAAUAAACGUCACUCGAGAGAGAGAGAGAAAGAGAGAGAGAGAGAGAGAAACUGAACGCAAAUAUCGUCAAGAAUAAAAUCAAAUUCAAAAACGUUCAAGAACAAUAACUAAAAAAUAUGUAUUACAUAUUAAAUACACGCUAAAAUCUCGUAAAAGGAGAAAAGGAGAAAAGGAGAAAAAAAAGAUAAUGCAAAAAAAAAAACAGUUAAAAAAUGACGACAUGUUACAUCUAGAGAAAAAUUGUCUACGUUGUUUAAAUAAUCGAUAUUCCCUAUAGAUUACUAACAAUAAAAAAUUACGCGUUGAACGGCGUGAUUACGAUAAUUGUAAAUUAGUUGUAAAAAUGCAAUUGAUCAUCGAUUCUAUCGUAUAAAGAAGGGGGGGGCGGCAGAGAGUCCUCGAUCCAAAAAAAAAAGAAAAAAAGAAAAAAAUAAUAAAAAAUAAACAAGAUGUCUUUAGAUCGGACUAUUAUCUGGAGCAUUAAAACCCAUGAAAAAAAGCAAUUUAUUUCAUCGAUUGAAAUAUAUAUCGAGAAAAAUGAAAUGAGUCUCCCAUUCAGGAAUAAAAUUCUCAUUGAUCAUCGAUCAUUGAAAAGAAUCAUGUACCGGUGAAAGAAGAAAAAAAAAACGAAAGAAAAAGAGAAAAAGUUAACAGAAGAAGAUCUGCCUCGCGUUUUCGAACGACGAAAAUUCAUGCGGUUGCGAUUCCGCAAAGUGUUCCUUUCGUUUCGUUUCUUGUAACAUAUCAUAAGAUGUAAGAUAUAAUCUCAAUCAAUCGGUAUAGUUGGAAAAUGUGAACGGAAACUAAUCGAUUUUGAUUAAUCGAAGGAUGGAAAGGGAAAAAGAGAAAGAAUGAGUGUGUGCGUGUGUAUGUAUGCGCGCGAAUGUACAUAUAUAUAUAUAUACUGUGUAUGUGUGUAUGAAUGUAUCUAAGGUCCUCUUUCCAUUUUAGAUACGUAAAAUUAAAGAGAAAAAAAAAGAAAAAAAAAGGAAAAAAAAGAAAGAAAAAAAAACUAGCGACUAAUGACAAUCGAUACUGGUCGCUAAAGAUAUCGUUAUCGUCCUAGCUACUUCUAAGAAGAGAGAUUGGUUUGGAAAGUCGAAAGAAAAUGAAGGAAAAGGGGGAGAGGGAUAUCGUGGAUUCGAGCCAAAACAAACUUUACCCUUUAGAUUCUCCUAUCGAAAAAGAAGAGUUAGCUUGUAUCGAUCUAAACUCGCUGACCGAAUAAACUUACUUCUAUCUAUUUAUAGAAUACGAUGAUUAGUUAUUUGAAAUAUAUUAUUCUUACGAUAGAUAAGAAUCGUUUAUAUAAAUUAUAGAAUCGUUAAAAUAAAUUAUAUGAAAUGCGAUAUAUAAAAAUCGUAUUGUACAAUUUAUUUCCAAUGAAUUUUCUUUCCACGAUAUAUAAUAGAAAUAUGAUGGAAUUAAUCGAGCUAAAUAACAUCUAAUUUCAUUGAAGAAAUUUAUUCUGAUAUUAUUUUAUUCCAUUCUAAGCAAUCACUUUUCAAGCACGAAAUUAGAAACGCGUUAAAUAACUUCCUUGUGGUUUAUUAGAUGAUUGAGAAACUUUGAGAUAUAUUCAAAUUAGUUAGAUGUUGUAUGACAUAUAAGAGAUAUCAUUGGUUCAAUUUGAAGUUCUAUUGCAAGAACAUCUUAAUAUUUCUCUCUCUCUCUCUUUCUCUCUCUCUCUCUUUCUCUCUCUCUCUCUUUCUCUCUUUCUCUUAAUAAGAAGCUCUUCUUACUAUAUCUCUCUCUUUCUUCGAAUUUCCCUCUUUCUCGUCUUUCGCCCUUACGUUCUGGUUUCUCUUGUCGAUCUCUAGGGAAAUAUAACUGAGUUCAAAGUACUUCGCAUAGCUCAGUAUAGCGUGCCGACUGGAAACUUUACUAGGACGAUUUUGCAGAAGAAAUAUCCAAUGAAAACCAAACGUCACGGGAUUUUCAUCGCUUUCUUCUUCUUCUCUGUUAUUCUUCUCGUUUUCUCUUUUCUCUCUCUCUCUCUCUCUCUCCUCUUCUUUCUUUUUUUCAUUUUUCUAUACCACCUAUUUCCUACACUACUUCUUUCUUUCGUUUGUGCAAUACACGCAAACUACACUUUAUUUUCUUUUCAAAGAAGUAGAGAGAGAGAGAGAGAGAGAGAGAGAGAAGAGAAGAAGCUUUCGAUCGAUUAGCUUUCAAGUGAAAAUUAAUGGAAUUGCUUUGUCGCGCUUUUUCUCUCGGGAUUUUAUUUCCCAAAGUUUACUUUCUUCUUAAUCAUUCUUUCUCUUCGACCAUUUAUCGUUCAUUCGAUUGGAGAAGUAAAUAAUUGUAUAAAUUUUCUUUUAUUAAAAAUAUAGAUUUUUACGUAAUGAUAUAAAUUAAAGGAUGAAGAAAAGAAAAGUAUAAUAGAUCUAAACGUUUUCGAAGCAUAAAGAAUAUUUAAUAUUAAUAAUGCGACGACGGCACAAAGAAAAAGGAUAUAACUUAAUAAAAAGAUGAAAAUAUGGGGAUAAAAGAAGAGAGAAAGAGAGUGGUCUAUUAAUGCGGUUGCAGAUCGUAAAUACCAGAGAAAUAUUUCACGAUUCGAUAAAUUCUUGAGGGAGGGAGGGAGGGGAAUGCAAUUUUCUGCAUCGCCAGAUAGAAUAAUCCCAUUUGAUUAUCGGGAGCGAAUCAAUGUUUAGCUUUAAGCGUAUUCAAUCGCCGGAUGCUACGUUUUACUUUAUGAAGAGACAGGGUCCAGCGUUUGGAAAAUACAAUAUAAUCUUUUACGAAGCGAUAUAAUAUGAUAUAUUCGAUUAUUCGAAUUAUCGAUUAACUUCUUUUUUCUCUUUUUUCUUUUUUCUUUUUCCUUUUUCUCUUUUUUUUUUUUUUUACGUGAACGUUUUAAAAAAGUUUUCAGAUAUCGCUGAAAUUUAUUUGGAAACAAUGAUUAGACUUAAAAAAAAAUCCCGAAAUUUAUAUAUUUCUUAUAGGCAUUCAAUCAAUUUAAUUCUAUAAUUAUUAUCAACAAUAACAGUAUCUUUUGAUAUUCCUUUUUUCGUUACGUCCAAAGUACGAUCGUAUUAAUUAUUAUUUUUAAAUCGUAUUCAUCGUUGAUCUGUAAUUUUCUUUUCUAAACAUUUUCAUUAUAAUCCCACGAUAUCCUGUUAGAACGUGGAAUUGAAAGGUAUGAAUGGUGAGAACUUUUAAUUAAAUAUAAGUUCUCUCUAUAAUUCACUGUAAUCGUAAACCUUUUCUAAUGAUAUUCAUUAAUACGUAAUUAUAAAGACAAGAUUUUAUAUCGAAAGUUUAUCGCCUCACAUAUAAAUAACUUUCCUCGAAACAAUGCUACGUAUCUAUUGUACAGUGCAUCUUUUCAAAUUAGUAAUAUGUGAAUGUAGGAGUGAUUUCGUAAAAAGAAGAAUUAUAGAAAAGAAGAGAGAUUUUGUCUGUGUGUCUGUGCUUGUGUAUGUGUGUUUACUUACGAAUGUAUGCAUCUAAAAAGAAUAAAGGAGAUGAUCGAGAGAGACAAAAUUAUUGCUAUUAUUAUUGCGAAAGAUGAAUGAAUUUGAAUUCUUGAGAAGCCCUAAAAAAUUUGAUGUUGUGUAUAAUAAAUUAAUAACAUCCUAAACAAUGGUACUCUCUGUAAAUAGUGAAAGAGAAAAGAGAAAGAGAAACAAAAAAAAAAAAAGAAGAAGAAGGUGAUUAGAAAAAUGUCAAGACGAGAAUUCUACAAAGUUACGCGAUGUCGUUGUAAAAAAAAAAAAAAAAAAAAAAAGAAAGAAAGAAAAAAAAAAAUACAUGGAGAUAAACGAAUCGGUGAAUAUUGUACGUCUGUAUAAUCGUUUGUCAAGCAAUGUAUCUUAUUAUACUGGAUAAUAAAAAAAAAGGAAAAAAAAAAAGAGAAAAAAGAAAUCAUUAAAAUCUAACUUCAGAA
This is a messenger RNA of Vespula vulgaris, 10794 nucleotides long. Its product is annotated as TWiK family of potassium channels protein 18-like. The record is from RefSeq and is a predicted model, not a curated record. The coding region runs from base 3463 to 4905 and encodes 480 amino acids. Gene Ontology annotation, cellular component: membrane. Gene Ontology annotation, biological process: potassium ion transmembrane transport; stabilization of membrane potential. Lineage: Eukaryota; Metazoa; Arthropoda; Insecta; Hymenoptera; Vespidae. Gene Ontology annotation, molecular function: potassium ion leak channel activity. The transcript is spliced from 8 exons.